Homarus americanus (American lobster) is the source of this 3774-nucleotide messenger RNA. RefSeq lists its product as uncharacterized. The transcript is spliced from 8 exons. Lineage: Eukaryota; Metazoa; Arthropoda; Malacostraca; Decapoda; Nephropidae. The record is from RefSeq and is a predicted model, not a curated record. The coding region runs from base 590 to 1201 and encodes 203 amino acids.
CCCCACAGACCAUGAAAUUCGCUACUUGCUGCCUCCUACUCAGCGUACCAGAUACCAGACCAAGGUGUUUCAGCAGUCCGUCACCAUCCUCAUUAAACUACAGCAAAAUACAACGAGCGGCGGAGCGUCGGCGGUAGCGGAGCGUGGGGUGUCUGUAGGCCCUUGGCGAGUGCCUGAGGAACAACUGCCUGUACUGGUGGGCACCAUCACUGGCGCCUCCCUCCUGGUCCUCCUCCUGCUCUCCCUCCUCCUCUACACCUGCUGCCACCACAACCCCACCCACAAGAACUACAGUGUGAAGAGUGAAGUGUCAAGUGUGACGUCAGGACGUACUCAAGGGUCAGCUCCCAGCCUCAGUAGAGACUCCCUGGUGGUGGUGACACAUGCUUCCUCUGGUCACCAGGCUUGUCUUCUUUCUGAGCGAGACUCACCCUCUGAGUACAUCUAUGACUGUGGGUGUUGCUGUGACCCACCUUGUGAACUGGCCUGCUCCUGUGACUGCCCGGAUGAUGAUGAUAACAGCGAGCAUUGUGGAGUGUCUGAGGAAGGUCACCAGAGUCCCGAUGACCUCCUGCCACGGAGCCUCUCCAUGCCCCUCAAGGAACAGGCCCAAAUGCAAGGAAAUGAUGACAGUGGGGAAACAAGCAACAACAACAGCGUGCGGUCCAAGGUCUGUCAGCGGCCCACCAGUAACCCAGUCGCCUUCAGUCCCUGUGACCUGACCCUUCCACGACCCCCUAGACGAGAUUCGGGGUUGAGUAGUGAAACCCGGGGUCGGACCUUGGAGGGUGGGUGUCUUCCACUGGCACCAGAAUCCCGGCUGGACGAACAGAGCGCAUCAUCAAGUGCACUGGACAGUGUCUCUCCAGCUGGACGCGGCGGAGAACUGGAAGGUGCCGUAGUGGAUGAGGCUUUCCGAACACGUUCACUUCCGGCUUGGGUUAGGAAUAAGACACGACCUUUGGCAGCCUUGGAUGACCUCAAUACUAUCUAUGAGAAGCCAAACUGGAGCAAACGCCGUAGAAAUCGCAUGCGAAGUGAUGCUGCUGCUGUUAUUGCCCUCAGUAAAUCCCGAGGUCGUCUACUGUCUCCCAGUCCUCAAGUAGCAGGUCAAGCAGCUGCUGCAGCUACUCCACCAGACACUGCAGCUCUUGUGGAAAAUGAAGCAGUCAUAGUAUAUGAUGAGAGAACCGCACUGUAAAUUAAAAGUGCUCCUUUUCUAUUGUAUACAAUUGCUGGAGUAUGUUUGGCCGAGAAUAUAUCAGCCGAGACAUUUCCUUGACUAAUUAAACCAAACUGGUGCAAAUAUUUCAGGGCAAAAAGAUGUGUAGGCAAAUUAUGUGGUCAUCAUAUACAAGACUGGUGGAUGUUCAUGGCUAGUGUGAAAGAUCUUACACAUGGUGACACAGGUAAUCUUAAUGUUGAAUAUGAUUGUAAAUACUUUUUCAUUAGAAUUUUCGUAUUUGCCCCUCAUCUUUUGUAAGUGCAAAGUUUAUACCUGACAGUAAUAAAAUUAUUUAGCUUUGUAAUUCAUAUUUGCUUUUAGGGAAAACCCCAGUAUUAAGAUAUUUCAGGAAGCUGCUAUACUAUUUACUGUAUCUUCAUCUGUCUAUCAAGUUUAAUACCAGGGGUGGAACAGUUUGCUCAAGCCUUACAUGACCAAGGCUUUUCUAGACCUCUGAGAGAGCUUUUAUUUUGUGACAACCAGGCCAUACCCCCCCCCCCCCAUCCUACCCUUAUAGUCGCCUCUACAACAUACAAGGGAAUACUGAAGCUCUAUCUGUUUUUCUGUAGCCUGACCCCAACAGUCAACCUAUCACAAACAACUUCCAACUGGGUCUCUGUAAUCCCUAAUGUACUAAUCUUGUACAUAUAGUCUUGAGGAUUUUGAUAAGAGGUGAAUAUAUGUAUACUAUAUAAGUGAUAUUAAACACAAUUUAUUCCCUUUAUAUACUGUAUUUAAUUUGAAAAAAGAUUAUUUAUGUGUGUUUUCCCAUUUGUUAUUAAGGUUAUGAAUUACUAUUGUAUAAAAAUGAGUACUGUAGUUUGAUUGUAUCAUCAUCUGUUGCAGAAUUUUAUUAUGGCCAUCAAUAUCCGUCUCUGUAUUAAGGUUUAGAACCUUAUCCUAAAGUUAAAACUAAGAAAAAGUCUUAUGUUACAAAACUUUUGAAUAUAUUUCUUGGGAAUCUUGAUAGGUAACUAACCCAAAUCCUUUCCCAAGUGGUCUAACCAGUAGCAGUCUUUGAUUAUUAAACAAAUAUCCUGUUACUGUCUAAAUUUGCAAAGUUCCCUCAUUCUUUGUCAAAAGAAUGUACAGGGGGUCCCCGAGUUAUGAACGUCAGCAUUUAAUUAAAAUGGAUACCAAGUAAUUCCCAGGCCGAGCAUCGAAAUUUUGAACCAGUUCCCUAUCUGUGUGUUAUAUGUUAUGUUCUGGUUACUUUUUGACUUGUAAUUUUGGGUAGAUACAAUAUUUUCUGAGAACUGCUAUGCAGUGUGUAUACUGUACUAACUUGUAUCAUUUUUGCUCUUUUUAUGCUUUCAUUAUUGCUAUUUAUAUUGUGUACUGUAUAAUAUAAAACUAUGAAAAGAGAUAAAUGAAGAGUGAGAAGUGAAUCUUGUGUGGGAGAGGUGGGAGGCAUGUUCAGUGAGUGGCUGGAGGAUUGAGACAACUCCCUCCCUCCUCUUUGAUGUCAGUGUAUAAUUCAGCUACUGGUGUAGAUGAAUCAUACACCUGGCAGAGUGACGGGUGGGACUGCAGCUCUGCAGCUCCUAUGGACAUGUAUGCAAUUUCAUCAUAAUUCCGAUAUCACAGUACUUAAGUUGACUUGGUGCCAGGUUAAUAAAAUUUUUUAAAACAAUCAAUUUUCCUCCCAAAAAGCCCCACACUUAAUCCCAGAUGAAUUAUUGUGUAGUAUUAAAUUUCCAGUGCUUUGCUUAUGGAGUGACAACAGCUGAUCAGUGCUUUCAUCUCUGAUAUUGGUGUGAUGCAGAGGAUGAUUAUGAGAUGGGUAGGAACUGUUUAUGUAAUGUAGAACUUCAUUUUGUUAUAUAUUAUAUAUAUAUAUAUAUAUAUAUAUAUAUAUAUAUAUAUAUAUAUAUAUAUAUAUAUAUAUAUAUAUAUAUAUAUAUAUAUAUAUAUAUAUAUAUAUAUAUAUAUAUAUAUAUAUAUAUAUAUAUAUAUAUAUAUAUAUAUAUAUAUAUAUAUAUAUAUUAUAAUUUUAAAGAUAAGGAUGGGUUUUAUUCAUAUUUCAUUGCAUAAUGAACAUGGUUCUGAGUUAUAAACAAUUUGACUUACGAAUUGGGUCUAGGAAUUUAAUCCAAUCGUAACUUGGGGACCUCCUGUAUCCAGUUACAUGGAAUAACAGUCCUCCACCUCCAUAGCCAGUAUCAUAUUAUGUAACUAACCAACCUGCCCAUAAAGUAGUCAGUACAGUACAGUUUUAAGUACCAGUCCCAUCCCUACAAUGAGUGAUGUAGCCAGUACAGUCCUGACCCACUAAAGUGACCUAGCCAUUACCAUAAGGUUAAGAUUUAAGACCUCAAUGGAUUUUUUAUAAUCAGAUGAUACUUUUAGACUAAAAAAAUAUGUAUUGAAACCUUUUAUAUCAUGCUUUUUGUGUAUGAAAGUGUUAGUGAAUGGAUUUUUUUAGUGCCUUGUAAGAAUGAAGCUUUGUAGUAUGACAUAGACUUAAUUGUCUUUUAAUACUGACUUAAAUGUUGUAAAUUAAAUGUAUUAUAUUAUCAUAGUUUAUGUAUGAUAAAGAAAUCUUGAUA